Molecule: messenger RNA, 1104 nt
Organism: Colletotrichum karsti
Lineage: Eukaryota; Fungi; Ascomycota; Sordariomycetes; Glomerellales; Glomerellaceae
Product: glutathione-dependent formaldehyde-activating enzyme
Exons: 1
Coding region: 1-1104 (367 amino acids)
Molecular function (GO): carbon-sulfur lyase activity
Source: RefSeq, a predicted model, not a curated record
AUGGCGCAAGAAACGAACGCCCAAGCCCCGUCUGCCAGCAAGACGCUGACGGCUCAAUGCUACUGCAAAUCCGUCCACUUCAACAUCACCGUCCCGACUUCCGCUCUCCCUCUCAAAGUCCACCUCUGCCACUGCAGCACCUGUCGCUACACCCACGGCACGCUUUCCACAUUCCAUGCUCGUCUCCCAAGCGGCGUCGCCCCGUCAUUCAUCUCCCCCUCGUCGCUCUCCUCGCUGACGGCCUAUCGUCACGCCACUGCCACGAACACUCGUUACUUCUGUAGCACCUGCGGCUGCCACAUCGGAGACCAGGGCAUCAACAACGACGACGACUGGGUCAUAUCCGCCUCCAUCUUCGACGCCAACAAAGACGACGUCCCCUCGGUGUGGGACAUCCACCAGCACGUCAACACGGACUCGGCCCCCGGCGGCGGUCUGUACAACUGGCUUCCCAGCAUCGCAGGCAAAGAGAUCAACGUCCGGAACCCGAAAACCCCAGACGCCAAGACCGCCGCGGCACCCGCCCUCGAGACGGGAGAGCACGGCGAGGAGCUGCUCCGCGGCCAGUGCCACUGCGGCGGCGUCUCCUUCACCAUCUCCAGGCCCUCGGCCGGCGUCGCGUCCUACAGGGACUGGAUCUCGCCGACGGAGCCGGGCAAGUGGAUGGCGGGGGCCGACACGUGCGGCGACUGCCGGCUCCAGACGGGCGCGCACGUCACCGGCUGGGCGUUCGUCCCGCAGUCGUGCAUCGCGCCGCGGGUGCCGGGGGACCUCACCCUCGGCACGUCCAAGAUGUUCCAGUCGACGGAGAAGGUGUCGCGGUCCUUCUGCGGGGUGUGCGGCGCGUCGGUGCUGGCUUUCUACAGCGGUCCCGAGCGGGCGCUGGUGGACGGCGACAGGUUGUUUAAUCUUGCCGUCGGGCUGCUGAGGGCGCCCGAGGGGGUUUUGGCGGAGGACUGGUUGACGUGGAGGACGGUCAAGGUCGGCUGGGCGGAGAACGGGAGGGAGUAUGAUGCUGCGCUCGUCGAGGCUUUGGCUGAGGGCACGGCGAGAUGGGGGGAGAAGUAUGGGGAUAAGGGGAAGAUCCUGGAGAUGUAUCCCUAA